Diceros bicornis minor is the source of this 851-nucleotide messenger RNA. Its product is annotated as NKG2-C type II integral membrane protein-like. The transcript has 7 exons. The coding region runs from base 1 to 699 and encodes 232 amino acids. Gene Ontology annotation, biological process: stimulatory C-type lectin receptor signaling pathway; positive regulation of natural killer cell mediated cytotoxicity. The record is from RefSeq and is a predicted model, not a curated record. NCBI's taxonomy places the organism in Eukaryota, Metazoa, Chordata, Mammalia, Perissodactyla, Rhinocerotidae.
AUGAAAAACCAAAGAGAAAACUACUCAGAACUGAAUCUGGUUAAAGGGGCAAGGAGACAGCAAACGAAAGGUAAGGACACCAAGCUCCUUUCAGUCACUGAACAGGAAAUAACUGAUGUGGAAUUAAACCUUCAAAAUGCUUCUCAGUAUCUUCAGUGCAAUGACAAGAACGACCACUGCAAAGGUUUACCAUCACCUCCCGAGAAGCUCAUUGCGGGGAUCCUGGGAAUCAUCUGCGUUGUCUUGAUGUACAUUGUAGUAAAAAUUAUACUUUUUGGUCCCUUUUUAGAGCAGAACAAUUUCUCCCCAAUAACAAGGAUGCAGAAAGCAUAUCAUUGUGCUCGUUGUCCAGAGGAGUGGUUAACAUAUUCCAACAACUGCUAUUACAUUAGUACCGAACAAAAAACAUGGAAUGAGAGUUUGAUGGCCUGUGCUUCUAAGAAUUCUAACCUACUUUAUGUAGACAAUGAAGAAGAACUGAAAUUUCUGCAUUCCCUAUCACUUCUAUCAUGGAUUGGAGUCUCUCGUAACAGCAGUGAUCAUCCAUGGAUGUGGACGAGUGGCUCAACUUCCAAACUGAGGGUAACAGAAUCAUCAUCUGGUAAACAUAACUGCGCUAUACUACACUCAUCUGGCCUCACGGCAGAGAGUUGUGGAUCUCUAAAUAGAUAUAAUUGCAAACAUAAGCUUCAGAAUUGAAACAUCUGAAUUUGGAUUCUGUCGGGUAACAUUCUAUUUCAUAAAAUGGAAAUCAUAUUACCAUUGCAUAAGUCUUAAAAUAGAUUAUACUAUUCUAAUAAUGAAAAGUUUUUUCAAAAACAAUUAUUGAAAUAAACACACCAAAAAGUACA